Messenger RNA from Vollenhovia emeryi, 738 nucleotides. Its product is annotated as cuticle protein 65-like. NCBI's taxonomy places the organism in Eukaryota, Metazoa, Arthropoda, Insecta, Hymenoptera, Formicidae. The record is from RefSeq and is a predicted model, not a curated record. The transcript is spliced from 3 exons. The coding region runs from base 84 to 590 and encodes 168 amino acids.
GGAUAUAUAAGUGAUCCGACGGGGUACACGAGAUGUAGUCAGUCCACAGUACCGACAAGAGAUCGCCAAGCACUUGGAGCAACAUGUUUAAGCUGAUCGUCCUUCUCGCCACUGUCGCCUACGCGUCCGCCGGCCUCUACUCCGGAUACGGAGGGCUCUACGGCUACGGUGGUUACGGCUACGGCGGCUACGGAGGCUACGGCGGCUACGGCUUGGGUCAUGGAGUAGCGAUCGCACCUUCGUACGGAUACGCGCACGCUCCAGUUGCGACCAGCUACGCCAACACGUACAAGGUUUCGUACCCAGCGGUAGCUCCAACCAUCGCUAAGCUCGCCGUUGCACCCGCCAUCACGAAAGUGGCGUACAGCGCGCCCAUCACGAAGGUGGCCUACGCCCCGUCUUAUUCUGCACCCGCGGUGAGCUACGGCCACUAUGGAUACUCGGCUCCACCAACGGUCACCACCUAUCUGAACAACGGUCUUGGAUACGGUCACGGUCUUGGAUACGGCCACGGUCUUGGAUAUGGUCUCGGCUACGGCUACGGACUCGGCUAUGGCCACGGUUAUGGAUACGGUGGCUACUACCACUGAGCGGGACCACCGGGCCCAGGUCUCGGGGCAACGUCUUCCUCGACAAGUCCGAUUUGUAAACGGCCGGCGACGCAGCCUGCCGCGCUGCCACGAACAUUGUCAUCGGCUAUGUACAUGAUACGUUAAUAAUACACAUUUUCAUCUUUUA